Messenger RNA from Strongylocentrotus purpuratus (purple sea urchin), 744 nucleotides. RefSeq lists its product as uncharacterized. The transcript is spliced from 2 exons. The coding region runs from base 1 to 744 and encodes 247 amino acids. The record is from RefSeq and is a predicted model, not a curated record. NCBI's taxonomy places the organism in Eukaryota, Metazoa, Echinodermata, Echinoidea, Camarodonta, Strongylocentrotidae.
AUGUACUUCUGCCUCAACUCAACUUCCUUCAAAUGGCGAGACAAUUACUACCAGCAACUUCAAGGUGCAGCCAUGGGAUCGUCUCUUUCACCGGUUAUAGCCAACAUCUUCAUGGAGCACUUCGAAACAACGGCACUCCAGACUCUCUCACAACGCCCUUCUCUCUGGCUCCGAUAUGUCGACGACACAUUCGCCAGUUGGCCACAUAGCGGACGUUACUCGGACCACUUCCUCGCCCACAUCAACCAGCAUCACCCGAGCAUUAAAUUCACCAUGGAGACCAAGCAAAACAACAGCAUCCCCUUCCUAGACAUCCUCUUUACCAAAUCGUCAUCCGGCAAACCCGCUCACCAAGUCUACAGGAAACCCACACACACCGAUAGAUAUCUUCACUACAGAUCCUUUCACCAUCCAUCCGUACUACAAUCGGUCUCCAACGCCCUCAUCCGCCGAGCCCAUCAACUGAGCGAUGCCGACCAUCUAGACCAGGAAAUCCAGCAUGUCACCACAGCCCUAACUACCAUCAACAAAUACCCAAGACAUAAGAUCAAGAACCAGCUUCAGACGCCAGAAGGCAGCCUUCAUCAUUUCAUGAAGCACUACCCCAUGGAAAGGAGCCCAGGAGGUACCAACACCCUUGGUAUCAUGCGCACGAGGACGCACACCAUCCGAGAGAACUUCAGGACCCGCCGUUUGAACCGCCUCAACAAACCAUCUAGAGAUAGAUUCCUUCGAGGCAGAUGA